Molecule: messenger RNA, 1431 nt
Organism: Corticium candelabrum
Lineage: Eukaryota; Metazoa; Porifera; Homoscleromorpha; Homosclerophorida; Plakinidae
Exons: 9
Coding region: 158-1261 (367 amino acids)
Source: RefSeq, a predicted model, not a curated record
UGUCGACUCGAUCCGGUUUGUUCAGAGCCGAGCAGCUAUAACUCGAGUUGUUGGCGUUACCUCGCAUUGUUCUUCUUUUUUUCUAGGUCUCGGCAGACUAGCAGACGUUACGUAUUCACUCCACUCUGUGACUUCCUUGAUCCAGUUAGCAACCGUCAUGCACAUGGUGACAAGUUGCUAUUUCUUCACGGCUCUGACCGCUUUCCUGCUGGCUGUGCCAUCUGUACAUGGCUCAUGCAGAGAUUUCAGUCCUAAUGCAUUGCCUUACAUCAUGGCUCAACAAGGUGCAAAAUUGGCUGAGCAAUUAAGGAGCAAUCAGUCCUUGACCGAUUUCAGAUACAACAUAACAGCUUUAGCUGAACACGGCUCACACUUGCUAACUAUGGUUAAGGGAAAACCAUCUACUAACAAACUAGUUCAAGAACUUUUAGCAAAUAUCACUUCUGUAGUAAACAUUAAUCAGGACAAUGCAGUGAAACAACUACAAGACAAUCUGACAUUAAUAGCAACAAGGCUUUGCCAUAGAGAUGCCUAUGGAAAGGAUGGGUCUAGCAGGGACGAUGCAGGACAAACAUGCAAAAGCAUUCGAGACUAUAUGCUACUACAUGGACAUACAGCCAACUCUUCUAUUCGCUGGAUCAAUCCUAGCCAUACACCUGGUGAUGAAUUUCAGAUAUAUUGUGACAUGGAUUCAUUUGAUGGUGGCUGGAAUCUUAUCUACUCGAGUCGUGAUGACAAUACUGGUAACAACAAUAUGCAGAAGGGUAAUAGAUCGACUGCACACAUCACCAGUCUAGACCCAGGAAAUGCAAAUAAGCGUCUGGCGUAUGACGUAUUUCAGGCCAUAGAAGCAAGCAAUGUAGGAUACGGGGAAGUGAUGCUGACUGGAUACAGAGACUACACAAGUAAGACGUCGUUGAUCAAGAUGUACUUCGAUAAGACUGCGACAUCAGGACUUAGUUUUACUCAGUUCAUAGACAAAGGACUCAGUGGUACACUGCGUGGUUGUUCUUCGAGUUCAUACUAUGGCAUAGAAAUUUCCAGCGGCAGACCUAUGUCCCUCACCUGGGAAGAUCAAGCCUUUGUUGCUGGAGCGGUGUCCAGUUGCGCUUGGUUCGGAGAAGUCUGGAAUGAGAAAGACACUCAAGGUGGCCACUUACUUGAUCCACAAUAUUGGGGUCGUGCUGAACAAUACUAUCUUCAGACCCCGUCUAGUGGAAGUUGCAUGAAUCGCGGUCUCUAUCACAUUUUCAUCCGUUAAUAGAGCGAGAGAUUUGCAAUUGCUGAAUGAGCGUGCAGCAGGGCUCAAUGACUGUGUGUGUUAGCACUUUCAGUUUUGACGUUUUGAUUUGUAGUGCUGUGCUGUAGCAAAGUUAGUUUCUAGCUAUGGGUAGUAGCUGUCAGUGAUAGCAGAAUACUAAACUUUAUGAU